Messenger RNA from Cercopithifilaria johnstoni, 618 nucleotides. NCBI's taxonomy places the organism in Eukaryota, Metazoa, Nematoda, Chromadorea, Rhabditida, Onchocercidae. The record is from the annotation of a GenBank genome assembly.
AUGGAUUCUAACUGCCAUUGUGCAAAUGAAACAGUUAAUUUUGAGCAAAAAAACGAAGGGAUGCAUUACGCGAUGUACUCUCACAUUGACCUACAAAAGGUAGUAGUACUGAAUGAAGCAGUUGAAGGUUCUGGUGCAAAGAUUUUCAAGAAAUGGGAGGAUCGAUUGGACAGGGCUGUUCAUGUAGAAAGUGAUGUUGAUGAGGAGCUACUAUUCAAUGUACCGUUCAAAGGGCAUGUAAAAAUAACUGGUCUUGUACUGGCUGGCGAUUUAGAUGGUACUCAUCCAUCAUACAUGCGACUCUACAAAGAUCGACCAUCAAUGUCAUUUGAAGCGACGGCCUUAGAAGCUGAUCAAGAAUUUUCACUAAAACAGGACGCUAGUGCACAGAUAGAUUAUCCUAUGAAGGCCUCAAAAUUCUCAAAUGUAACGCAUCUCAGCUUGCAUUUCCCAACUAAUUUUGGCGAAAACAAAACUCGGAUUUACUAUAUCGGUUUGCGUGGUGAGUAUAUUGCGGAUGUAAGGCAACAGAUAUGCAUUACAACAUACGAGGCUAGGCCGAUGCUUAAAGAUCAUAAAGGAGAGAUUCCAGAUGUUAUACAAAGAAGUGUUAUGUGA